UUUGUUUUUUCCCAUUUUAUUAACAACAUGUCAUGUAUAAUUUGCCCAGCCUUCUUCUGGUCAUUAAAGUUAUCCUCAAUUAUAAUCAAUUGAUUCCAUCUUAUAAUUGACAUCAAUCGAAAGUUGAAGAUCAAGUUAUUCAAUUGAGUGUGUAUUUGAUAAGUUCAUCAUCUAGUGUGUGAGAAGUACAAGCGAAAGUUAAAAAGAUCAACUGCAAUCACCAGCGUCUGUCAAAUAUCAGAAGUCAACAUUGAAAUCAACAACAUCAUUAUCAACAAAAUAAAUCAUGGUUAGUUUUAGUGGAAUCUUUUCCAAUAUAUUUGGUGGUCUUUCUUCAGACUUUAAAAAGAAGAACUUUUCCUUAUAUGGUCAAUGGAUUGGAAUAUUAACUAUAUUCUUAUGUCUUGCCUUAGGAGUUGCUAAUAUAUUCCAUGCAUCAUUAGUUAUAAUAUUUUCCAUCAUUUGUAUUGUACAAGGUUUAGUAGUUACCUUUGUUGAAAUUCCAUUUUUAUUAAAGAUUUGUCCAUUAACUGAUACUUUUACAAAUUUUAUUAAGAAUUUUGAUGAAAAUUUACCAAGAUGUGGAUUUUAUUUAUUAAUGGCGGUGAUUCAAUGGUUAUCAUUGACUAUUCAAGCUACUAGUUUGAUUGUGGUUGCUGUGUUAUUCACCAUAAGUUCAAGUUGUUAUGCAUUAGCUUACUUUACCAAACAAGAAUUCUUAAAAACAAGUUUACAAGUUAAUGAUCCAAAUGAUGAUUCCUUACAAGGGCAAGUUAAUGCUCAUAUUGUUAGAAAUGUGUUAUAAUGAUAUCGGUAAUUAAAAAAAGAACAUAACCACCAAUAAAAAUAUAUAUCAUCCCUUCAAAAAUAUCUAUCUAUAUCGGAAUCAAGACUAUAAUAGCUUAACGACUUGCUCUCUUUAUUUUAUUUAUGUAUAAUUUCUUUAUCUUGUUUGUUAAUGUUUCAUUUCUAUCUUUUAUAAAAAAUAAUAGUCCACUAUUUAACUAUCUUAUAUACGUAUCAUAAAACUUAUCCUAUUAAAGGUAAAGUUACUCCUGUACCUAUAUUGAUUGUAAUCUUUUUGUGUCAC
This is a messenger RNA of Scheffersomyces coipomensis, 1090 nucleotides long. It is a transcript of the gene TVP18, whose product is annotated as Tvp18p. Gene Ontology annotation, cellular component: Golgi membrane. The record is from RefSeq and is a predicted model, not a curated record. NCBI's taxonomy places the organism in Eukaryota, Fungi, Ascomycota, Pichiomycetes, Serinales, Debaryomycetaceae. The transcript has a single exon. Gene Ontology annotation, biological process: vesicle-mediated transport. The coding region runs from base 287 to 805 and encodes 172 amino acids.